Molecule: messenger RNA, 4915 nt
Organism: Diceros bicornis minor
Lineage: Eukaryota; Metazoa; Chordata; Mammalia; Perissodactyla; Rhinocerotidae
Gene: EFCAB6
Product: EF-hand calcium binding domain 6
Exons: 31
Coding region: 37-4614 (1525 amino acids)
Cellular component (GO): nucleoplasm
Molecular function (GO): calcium ion binding
Source: RefSeq, a predicted model, not a curated record
AAUUCACAAAUUCAGAAAUAGUUUAUCUUGAAGGAAAUGAAGCGAAAUAGCACCAAAACAAACGUCGCCGCAGGCAACAGCACCAAAUCGAGCAGUACCAAGGCCAGGGAUUUGACGUGCAAAAUGGCGAUGAUACCAGAUCGGCAAACUUCGUAUCCUCACACACGAAAAUUCACGUAUUUAAGACCCCAUUCUUCACCAUGUAGAGUGUACUCCAGGGAUGGUUUCCAAAAUACGUUCAGACCUGCUUCUUCAACCACAGCUGUUGCAAAUCCAAUACUGUCCUUCUUAGAUGUUAAACGGAUUUUAUUUCAAAAAAUUACUGACAAAGGAGAUGAGUUGAAGAAAGCCUUUCAGCUGCUUGAUACAGCUCAGAACAUGACGGUGUCAAAGAGUGAACUGAGAAGAAUUGUCACGACCUUCCUGCUGCCUCUCACCAGAGAACAGUUUCAAGACGUACUGGCUCAGAUCCCCCUCACCAGCUCUGGUGCUGUUCCGUACCAUGAAUUCCUGUCCAGGUUCGGUGGAAUUGACCUAAAUAUAAACGUUAUAACGAGGGGAGGUGGGAAUGAGAUGAAUUGCUGUCGGACAUUAAAAGAACUCGAAAUCCAAGUAGGAGAAAAGAUUUUCAAAAACAUUAAAACUGUUCUCAAAGCCCUUAAGCUCGUUGAUGUUAACGAGACUGGUCUGGUCCAACCACGUGAGCUGAGGAGGGUUCUGGAGACCUUCUGUUUGAAGAUGAAAGAUGAGGAAUACAAAAAGUUUGCAAAACACUACAACAUUGAUAAAGGUACUGCAGUGGAUUAUAAUGCUUUUUUGAAGAGCCUCAGUAUAAAUAAUGACUUGAACCUUAGGUAUUAUAUGGGAGAUCAAGAGGUCUCAUGGGAGAAUCAACAAGUCAAACAUUCCAAAAGGGAGUGCCUCCCCAAUUCUGUUUCAUCUGAAGAUAUCUGGAAAGACUACUCCUUGGAUGAAAUUGAGAAGACCUUUUGCCAGGAGCUUUCCAAGUCCUAUGAAAAGGUGGAAAAGGCCCUGAGUGCAGGGGACCCCUCCAGAGGUGGAUACGUGUCUUUGAAUUACCUGAAGGUGGUCCUCGAUACCUUUGUGUACCAAUUACCCAGAAGAAUUUUUAUCCAGUUAAUGAAAAGAUUUGGACUUAAAACCACCGCUAAAGUCAAUUGGAAGCAAUUUCUAAUGUCAUUUCAUGAGCCGCCAUGGUUGGAAGUUAACAAUACAAUUCCCCAGACAAAAAGAAAUAGCAUCGACUCUAGAAAUCAAUCUUACAAGGAAAAUAUUAUCACAAAGUUGUUUAGACAUGAGGAUCACUAUACAUCAUUGAAGAAAGCACUACUGCUCAUCAACACUAAACCUGAUGGACAGAUAACAGGGGAAGAAUUGCAACAUAUUCUAAAUUGCAUGGUUGUAAAAAUAAGUGAUUCAGACUUCAAAGAACUAAUGCAAACACUUGACCCUGGAGGUGCUGGCUCUGUCAACGUCAACACGUUUAUUGAACUGCUCGAAGACAACCCUAAGAUAAGAAAAAUAUCCUCCUCUGCAGACACCAAGGCACCUCUCCUCCUGGCCUGGGAUUCAGUGGAAGAAAUUGUUCAUGACGCAAUUACUAGAAACCUACAAGCUUUCUAUAAAAUGCUACGAUCGUACGACCUCGGAGACACAGGGCUCAUUGGUCGAAAUAAUUUCAAGAAAAUCAUGCGCAUAUUCUGCCCAUUUUUAGCAACUGAACAUUUAAUAAAACUCUGCAGUAAGUUUCAGGAUAGUGCUUCGGGAAGGAUCCUUUACAAGAAGCUGUUGGCGUGCGUAGGAAUUAAUGGCCCACCCACCAUCUCUCCAGUUCUUGUUCCGAAGGAUCAGCUGUCGACUGAGCAUUCUCAGCAAGAGGCACAGCAGCAGCCGGAUCUUUCCGAGAGAACCAAGCCCGCGGAGAGUAAAAGCACCUUGACCAAGAAUAUGACCAAGGAUGAAGUUAUCGAAAAACUCAAAAACUGUAUACAGCAGCAGGACCCUGUGUUCAGAAAGCGAUUUCUUGACAUCAGCAAGGAACCUCAUGGCAAAAUUAACGUGCACGACUUCAGGAAGGUACUGGAAGAUAACGGAAUGCCCAUGGACGAUGAUCAGUAUGCUCUGCUGACUGCAAAAAUAGGAUAUAAGAAGGAAGGGAUGAGUUAUCUUGAUUUUGCUGCAGGAUUUGAAGGUACUAAAAUGAAAGGGCCAGAAGUGACUCCACCUCAGACUCCAAUUCUCUCAAAAAGUAACUUGGACAGAUAUUUUGUAACUGCUGAAGAAUGCCUGAAACAUUUCCCCCAGAGACUGAAGGAGUCCUUCCGGGAUCCCUACUCCGCCUUCUUUAAGAUGGACGGCGACAGGGACGGCAUCGUCAGCAUGCACGACCUGCACAGGCUGCUCCAGCGCCUGCUGUUCAACCUCAAGGACGAGGAGUUCGAGCGUUUCCUGGGCCUGCUUGGCUUGAGACUCAGCGUCACUUUAAACUUCCGGGAAUUUCGAAAUUUGUUUGAGAAGAGACCGUUGGGAACAGACGACGCGCCUCAGAGACUCAUCAGACCAAAACAGAAGGUCGCAGAUUCAGAACUAGCUUGUGAACAGGCUCAUCAGUACCUUGUUACCAAAGCAAAAACCAGAUGGUCAGACUUGUCGAAGAAUUUUAUAGAAACUGAUAACGAGGGCAACGGCAUUCUCCGACGACGGGACAUAAAGAACGCGCUGUAUGGUUUUGACAUUCCCCUCACGCCGAGAGAAUUUGAAAAGCUUUGGGUGCGCUAUGACACCGAGGGAAGAGGGCACAUUACUUACCAAGACUUUUUGCAGAAACUGGGGAUCAGCUAUUCAGCAGAUGUCCAUCGGCCCCACGCAGAGGAUUAUUUCAACUUCAUGGGUCAUUUCUCGAAACCGCAGCGGGUACAAGGAGAGAUCAAACAGCUGCAGCAGAGCACCGAGAAGGCCGGGCCAGCCAGGGAUCGGCUUAAGGAUCAUUAUCAGGAUAUCAGCAAAGUACUCACCAAACUAGAUAAAUCUAAAACUGACUACAUAUCCGUAUGCAAGAUGCAGAAAGUGCUGCAGGAGUGUGGCUGUUCUCUUAAGGAGGAGGAGCUGACCGAUCUUCUCAACAGUUGGGGAAUCAGCUGGCAUGAUAAUUCCAUCAAUUACCUUGACUUCUUAAGAGCGGUGGAGAACAGCAAGCCAACGAGGCCUCAGCCAGAAGAAAAAGAAGAGUGUGUGCCAAUCAAUUUUGCGACACUGAAUCCAGAGGAAGUUCUGAAGAGCGUCCAGGAGGUUGUUGCCUCUUCCAGUCUGCCUUUGUCGACGGCAUUUUCUGCUUUGGAUAAAGAGGACACUGGGUUUGUAAAGGCUUCGGAUUUUGGACAAGUUCUUAAGGAUUUCUGUUACAACCUCACAGAUAACCAGUAUCACUAUUUUUUGAGAAAACUAAGAAUUCAUCUAACCCCCCAUAUAAAUUGGAAAUACUUCCUGCAGAGCCUCAGCGGCUUUCUUGAAGCGACUGCUGCUGAGUGGGCUGAGAAAAUGCCCAAAGGCCCGCCUCCCCGGUCUCCCAAGGAAAUGGCGAACCAGGAGAUCCUAGCACGACUCCACAAGGCAGUGACUUCCCAUUACCACGCCAUCGCCCAGGAGCUUGAGAACUUCGACACCAUGAAAACGAACACCGCCUCCAGGGACGAGUUCAGGGCCAUCUGUACUCGCCACGUUCAGAUUCUGACGGAUGAACAAUUUGACAGACUCUGGGCCGAGAUGCCCGUCAAUGCCAAGGGGAGGCUGAAAUACCUGGACUUCCUGAGCACGUUCAGUUCGGAGAAGGCGGCAGCAUCGCCAGCCGCUGAUGAUUCGGCCAUGGCCCAAAGAGGGAGCAGCGUCCCCGACCUCUCAGAAGGCAGCCGAUCUGCAGAAUCGUCGCCCACUGGCCACCUGAAAGCAGGGUUAAAGCCGCGGAGUCACCCUGGCACCCCCGCCAGUGGGGCGCCACAUACCCUGCUCUUGCAGAACUGCGAGCCCAUCGAGACCAAGCUCCGGAAGAAAAUCCAGGGCUGUUGGCGAGAGUUCCUGAAGGAAUGCAAGGAGAAGGACGUGAACAAACAGGGGGAGAUCACCGCACCCGAGUUCCUGGCUCUUGUGGAGAAAUUUAACCUGGAUGUAAGCAGAGAGGAGUGUCAGCAGCUCAUGGUGAAGUACGACUUAAAGAACAACGGGAAGUUUGCCUAUUGCGACUUCAUUCAGAGCUGUGUCCUCCUGUUGAAAGCUAAGGAAACCUCACUGAUGCAGAGAAUGAAAAUUCAGAACGCACAUAAAAUGAAAGAAGCUGGUGCUGAGACUUCUUCCUUUUACUCCGCUUUGCUGCGUAUUCAGCCCAAAAUUGUGCACUGCUGGAGGCCGAUGCGGCGCACGUUCAAAGCCUACGAUGAGGGGGGCACGGGGCUGUUGAGCGUGGCUGAUUUCAGGAAGGUCCUGAGGCAGUACAGUAUCAACCUGUCCGAGGAGGAGUUCUUCCACAUUCUGGAGUAUUAUGACAAGACGCUGACCUCAAAAAUCUCCUACAACGACUUCCUCCGGGCCUUCCUCCAGUAGACGGCCUCUGCGGCACACCCCGCGCGGACACACGGGGCCGCAGGGCCCGUCCCCAAGAUUCACAAAAUCACAUAAUCGGGGGUUUCGUGAACUUUGCAGAGUCUCCAGGAACAACACCCACACCCACGCGAGCCCGUGUCUUCCCGGUGGCUCGCCCAGGCCCGGCGCUGCCCUGCGGCUCCAGCAUCGGCCGGCCUCUCCAGACGGCUUCGGGGCUGCCCACUGAGCCUCAGGACCCCUCACGCGUUAGUUUGAGCAAAUAAAAAUGUUAGUCUUUGCAGGAAUGAUUCUUGAGACUUUA